This is a messenger RNA of Papaver somniferum (opium poppy), 3164 nucleotides long. Its product is annotated as protein EMBRYO SAC DEVELOPMENT ARREST 30-like. Lineage: Eukaryota; Viridiplantae; Streptophyta; Magnoliopsida; Ranunculales; Papaveraceae. The transcript has 12 exons. The record is from RefSeq and is a predicted model, not a curated record. Bases 541 to 2538 code for a protein of 665 amino acids. Gene Ontology annotation, cellular component: cytoplasm; chloroplast; Golgi apparatus.
UUUUCACUGCAUAAAUUGAAUUCAUAACCAGAGGUAGUCAGUCAGAGAAAACUUGAAUAUCACUCUCAAACUCCCCCAUGAUACACCAAAAACCAUAAUAAAAUUUAAUUUUCCCACAGAAAAAUAAAAUAAACAAUUAUAUCUUUAUGGUAAAGAAUACAAAAAUAGGCCCAGAUUUUGUUUUUAGUAGUGACCUUACAAAAACAGUAUUAACUAGAAAAACAUUACACUUCUUCAAACUUCUCCCGUUGCUUUCUUCUUCUUCUUCUUCUCUCUUUUGAAAUUACAUAAUUUUUUAAUUGAAUCCGAGUCUCGAAAACCUUGAUUCACCCAAGGUAAAUUUGGUUUUUCUGAUCAUGAGGUGGGAAUUCUUGUUUUGUUGAUAAUGAGGAUUGAUUUGAUUGGUUGAUAAUGAUGAUUUGUUCUUACGAUGUCCUAUUCAAGUUGGAUGUCGUGGUAUAAAAAGUGUUGACAAAUCGGUAACUCUGCUAGUUUGUAAGGUGUAGAUUGGAGGUGUGGUAGGCUUGGUGACAAACCAAGAUGAUAAGAUCCAAAAUUAAAUGGGCAGCACUUGGUGGACUUAUCUUAUCUUUGCUGUCUUUGCUGGUGCAUCUUCUUCUUGCUAAUAAUUCAACUUCAACCGCUGUUUUAAGACGGUCCAAUGCAUGGCCGGGUAAUACUGAAGCUGUUACUCUCAUAAUUAACAGAGAGAGCCCGCGGUUCAGAAGGUUAUGGGGGAACGUCAAACCUUUGGAGUCUUUGCAGCCAUAUGCAAAUCCAAGGAUCAAAUAUCCUGAGCCAAAUGAACAUAAUAAUGGAUUUAUAUAUGCUAAAAUUUUUGGUGGCUUCGAGAAGAUAAGAUCCUCGAUUUGUGAUCUUGUCAGCAUAUCCAGGCUUCUUAAUGCUACUCUUGUGCUUCCAGAGAUUCAAGAAAGUACUCGUUCCAAAGGAAUCAGUUCCAAAUUCAAGAGCUUCUCUUAUCUUUACGAUGAGGAUCAAUUCAUUGCAGCUCUUGCAAAAGAUGUAAUUGUUGUGAAGAGCCUGCCAAAUAAUCUGAAGGACGCAAGAAAAAGCAACAAGUUUCCUAUAUUCAAACCAAAAAGUUCUGCCACUCCAAAUUUCUAUAUCAAAGAUGUCUUACCCAAAUUAAGGAACAGUAAAGUUGUAGGGCUGGUGCUUACUGAUGGUGGAGGCUUACAAUCUAUCCUCCCACCUAGCAUGGGCGAGUAUCAGCGACUGCGAUGCGGAGUAGCUUUUCAUGCACUUCAUUUCCGGCCAGAAAUACAGGCACUUGGGCACCGGAUGGUGGAAAGGUUAAGAGCUUGGGGCCAACCUUUCCUUUCUUUUCAUCCUGGUCUUACACGAGAUGCCUUAGCAUAUCAUGGCUGUGCAGAACUUUUUCAGGAUAUUCAUACUGAACUUAUACAGUACCGAAGAGCACAGAUGAUUAAUCAAGGGAUUUUAAAAGAUGAUCUGGUUGUGGAUUCACAUAUGAAAAGAGCAAAUGGUUCAUGCCCCCUCAUGCCUGAAGAGGUGGGACUUCUCCUUCGUGCCAUGAGCUAUUCUCCUAAAACAAUAAUAUACGUGUCAGGUUCUGAAAUAUUUGGAGGACAACGGGUUUUAAUCCCUCUGCGUGCCAUGUACUCCAACAUAGCUGAUCGUACUUCCUUGUGUAGUAAGGAAGAGCUGUCCAGCCUGAUCGGCCCUGAAACUUCUCUUCCUUCAGAUGAAUUCCAGCCCCCUCCAAGGAAAAGUAAGAAACAACUUGAAGAAGAGUGGAAAAAGGCUGGUCCUCGGCCUCGACCUCUUCCUCCACCACCAGAUAGACCUAUUUAUAAGCAUGAAAAAGAAGGUUGGUAUGGGUGGAUUACUGAGAGAGACACAGAACCAGACCCUUCACUUUCAGAUCUGAGGUCGCAGGCCCACAGGCUACUUUGGGAUGCCCUCGAUUACAUUGUGUCACUAGAAGCAGAUGCAUUCUUUCCUGGUUUUAAUAAUGACGGUACUGGCUCGCCAGAAUUUUCAAGUUUAGUGAUGGGGCACCGGCUGUAUGAGAUGGCAUCAGUUAGAACUUAUCGACCUGACAGAAAAGUUCUUAUCGACCUAUUAAGUAACAUCAGUGAUCAUUUGUACCAUCCAAGGCGCAACUGGACCAUUGCAGUGCAAGAACAUCUUAACAGGAGCUUGACCGAGGAAGGCCUUGUAAGGCAAUCCCGCCUGUCUAAACCAACCUCCUUCCUUUCUCACCCACUUCCAGAGUGUUCGUGUAGAACCUCAGAAUCCGCUGAGAUUCCAAUUCCAGUAAAGGACAAAAGUGAGCGGUUACUAUAUGGAGGUGAAGAUGAGUGUCCUAAAUGGAUGAAGCAUAGUCUUGCAACAGUCUCGAAAACAACUAUUUCAAAAGAAAGUGCUAAUGCAGGUGAAAGUGAGUCACAGGAAGAUGAUACAGAUUUGGAUGGGCAGCAAGAAUCUGAUGAAACCGGAACAGAUUCAAGCCCACCUUCAACGCAAGAUGAGGAAAUGGAUCCAGAUGACUAAGAGUGAUAUACAUGUACAGAAAUUACCAAAUUUUCUUUCCACCAGGUUUUGUUUUCCUGAGAUGGCAAUCAAAAGUUAUUUAGGCUGCAGCAACCUCUUCGUUGGAUGAAAUUAGUUGCUGGAUUGUGACUGCCGUCUCGAAGUUUUGAUUUGAGGGUGAGAUCUUGGAGACAUACAAGCAGGUCAGUUUCCUGACUCCUGAGGCAAAGGCAUAAAAGGCUUUCUUCGGGGAGAGGGUUGUAAGGGGGGAUCAAAAGCCCAUUUUAUAACAUAGGGGGGAUUAUCAGUAAAGAAAAAGAAAAAAAACAUACGUCUAAAAGAGGUUUUUGUUGAAUUUGUUCGGAAAAUAAAUGAAAGUAAAAGAGUCAGAAAAGGUAUUUACAGAACACUGGAAGGGAUUGUAAAUAGUUUUAUCAAAGAAACACCGAGGUUUGAAGCCGAUAUUAGAUACCAGAUUACUUGUGAUUCUUUAUAUUUUAGGAAUUGAAUUAUUGAGAAAGUAGGGGACGCAUAAGACCUUGUUACUUCCAGACAAUCCGAGUUAAUGUGCUACUACAAUUCUUCAAUGUAUUUGUUCUCAAUCAACUUCCGAGUAUUAAUCUUUUGAAAUAUUAUUUUCAGAGUAA